Molecule: messenger RNA, 2615 nt
Organism: Exaiptasia diaphana
Lineage: Eukaryota; Metazoa; Cnidaria; Anthozoa; Actiniaria; Aiptasiidae
Molecular function (GO): carbohydrate binding
Source: RefSeq, a predicted model, not a curated record
GCCGAUGCCGAAUACCCGUUUGAAGUGAACUUUCGUUUCGUCGAUUAAUAGUUGUCAAUCAUCGCUGCAACGCCUAGCAUGAUAACAAUAACCUUCAAAUCCACAGCGGUAGUAAAACACAACUCAUUAGCAUCCAACCUCCACAGAGAACAUAACAAAAUACACCUCUGAAAACAAUAUGGCUUCAAGAYUGGUGGCUAUUUUAACUUUUCUGCUUCUGUAUUCAUGUUUAUAUUUUUCCAAUGCAGAUAACUAUGACGAGUUACCCGCCGAGUCAGAAUCCACGCUGAACGAUCUUGAUACUGAUGAUAUAUUUGAAGAAGGAYUGACAGAUGUCAAUCUCCAAUCCGACGAACAUCCUCCGUUAGAAAGAAAAGAUUACAUGGAUGAUGCAAUGAAUGCAGAUAUGGAAGAAUUAGAGGAUGAAACGCCUCUCGAUAGAUUAGUGGAUAAAGUUGAUCAUAUGAAACAACAGAAAAUAUUGUCAGACCUUAAUCAGGAGGAUUGGCAAACUGCUCCAGAAAACGAGGCUCUCACCGAUGAAAUGGUGGGUGGUGAAUCCUUAGAUGAAAAAGACUAUCGAUUUUCUAACGAGAUGGAAAGCUUUGACGAAGAUUUAGAAGAAAACUUCGUGCCCGUGGGCUGCUUCAAUGAUAACGAAGAUUCUAGAACACUUCCCGAGCUUAUAGCAAACUUCCGAGGCCAAAUUGAUUGGAAUAACCUGAACAAAACCAUCUACGACUGCGCAGAAGCUGCCUUUUCUAAGGGUUAUCGUUACUUUGGAGUCCAGUUCUACGGAGAGUGCUGGAGCGGCCCUGGUGCUGAGARAACGUACGACAGAGAAGGGACUUCUCAAGACUGCGAGKCUGGCGUUGGGAAACACUGGACAAAUUAUGUGUACCGCUUUGUUGACGCUGAAAACCAAAUGUGCAAAAACUACAAAACACUUGACGAUGAAACUCGGUCAGCAAGCUAUGUCUCUAAAAAGGCUGUAUGCGACUCCUCACUAACUCCAGGAUGGUACAGGUUCAYGGGGAGCGCGGGCUCUCACAUGGCAAUGGAAUGCGUCCCUUUGCUACAUUGUGGUACCCAUGCCCCUGGUUGGAUGAUAGGAAAUCUGCCAACUCAAGCCGAGGGAGAGGUGGAAAGAAAAGUCUGUUUYACUUGGAACGACGACUGUUGUCGUUGGCAAUCAAAUACAUCUGUUAGGAACUGUGGUGAAUUUUACGUUUAUAAGCUCCAGAAUCCGCCAGCUUGUCGCCUGAGGUAUUGUGGGAAUGGAAUAGGGACGCCAAAAAAGAUCCUUUCUGAUGUAGUAUUUACGGAUGACAAACCAGAACUGAGGGAAUAUGAAUCUCUUGGUUGCUUCCUGGACAAAGGUGGUGMCAGCCGACCAUUACCAGUAAUGAUCGGCAACCUAAGACCAUCAAUUGACUGGGCGAACUURAAUAAAACAAUUCAUGCGUGUGCUCGCCUGGCUCAAAGCCUGGGCUUCGAGUACUUUGGUAUUCAGUUUUGGGGAGAAUGUUGGAGUGGAGCGACUGCUGAUCAAACGUUUGACAAAGAUGGACCAUCAAAGAAGUGCGCCGCUGGAGUGGGUAGUGCUGGCUCAAAUUUUGUAUAUCGCUUUAUGAAAGGAAUUACAACAGUAGGUCCAACUACAGUGGCACCAAUGACAUUGCCCAAUGAGUGCACAGCGUAUACAGCUCUGGAUUCUGCCGACAGAUCUCAAAAUCAAGGCCCCGUUUUAMGWAUCAAAUGCGACWKUAACGUCAAAGGAUGGUACAGGUUUACAGGUAACGCGGGCUCAAAYAUGGCGAACUCUUGUGUUCCUAUUCAGCACUGUGGAACCCAUGCCCCUGGUUGGUUGAAUGGCAAGCUGCCAAGUCUAGCCGAGGGRGCAGUAGAGAGAGAAGUGUGUUUUAAUUGGAGAAAAGACUGUUGUUACUGGACGGCGAAAACAAUGGUAAGGAACUGUGGAGGGUACUACGUCUACAAGCUGAACAGAACACCGCAUUGUAAACUUAGAUAUUGUGGAGAUGGACGUCUUCAAGUAACGACCACUGCUCCUCAAACGACAACUGUUUCCACGACAACCACUCCUACUCCGCAACCGACGACAACUCCAGAUGAAUGUCUUGCAUACAAAGUCCUCGAUUCCGCUGACMGAGCACAAAGCCAAGGUCCCCUCGACARCGGAAAUUAUAAAUGCGACAAAWCGCUAACCGCUGGAUGGUAUAGGUUUUCAGGCAGCGCGGGCUCACACAUGGCUACGUCWUGCGUUCAAAGAUUUCACUGCGGUACCCAUUCCACUGGCUGGAUGAAUGACACGCUGCCAAGUUUCGCCGAGGGAAAGGUGGCACGACAAGUUUGUUUUAACUGGAAUGGUCAUUGUUGUCAUUGGAAGAUUACGGUGUUGGUGAGAAACUGUGGUGGAUUUUGCGUGUACAACCUUAGAAAACCACCAAACUGUCGACUGAGAUACUGUGGAGAUGGUGUACUGCAAGGGACAACACCGCAAACAACAAACAAUCCAAUGACGACGAGAAUGACAACGCCGAAAAUGCCUCCUAUUCCUACAAUACGAACGACAAGAAAGCCGACGACGACCGAAC